Messenger RNA from Xiphophorus maculatus (southern platyfish), 1660 nucleotides. Its product is annotated as methyltransferase-like protein 24. The record is from RefSeq and is a predicted model, not a curated record. The transcript has 5 exons. Lineage: Eukaryota; Metazoa; Chordata; Actinopteri; Cyprinodontiformes; Poeciliidae. The coding region runs from base 103 to 1185 and encodes 360 amino acids.
CCUCUCUUAUCUGCCCUGGGGAAAAACGGGGGCGGUAGGAAGGGGGAAGUUGGAUUACUGGGAGAUGUUCAGCGUCGCUGCCACGGAGGAGGCGUGCGGGAGAUGGGUGCUUUGCCCCGGUCGAGAGCGGGCCUCGUCCUGCUGCUGCUGCUGGUCCCACCCGUUCUCCUUGCCCUGCAGCUCCUCGUCGUGGCGCGUUUGUGGGUGGAGGAGAGGGACGGAGCUGUCGCCUUCACCGUUAUCAGCAUAGAGCCGAAGAGGAGGUCAACAGGCAAGGCUUGGGGAGCCAGCUCCGGGAGAGCGGGGACGGAGGAGGAGGAGGUGAAGGAUGGGGCGCGAGCGUAUGAGGAGGAAAACGAGAUGCACGAGCGCCAGGUGGGACCCAGAGUGAUGGAGAUGCAGCCAUGGGCAGUGAACAAGCCGUCCUUCUCAGCAGAACUCGGUCGCAUCAUCACGUAUAUCACAAGGCCACAGCUGAACUGCUCCAGGGUUUUACCCCCAGGGAAGGCCCAGGCAGUGGCGUCCCCCGUGGCUUCAGCUCGCUGGCUGCUGUGUGCCGAGGACUGGCUGCUUCCAGCUGCAGAUAAACUCUGCGUUGCCUACUCCUUCAGCAUGGAUGGAGGAGACGCAGACUUUCUGAGCACCGUCUCCCGACUCGGAUGCGAAACCCACAGUUUUGAUCCCAGCACCUCCAGUGCAUCUGUUGGUCACCUUGGCAACAGUUUGGCCAGUAACCAUGGCAACAGGGGCGUCGUCAGCCAGCACAAAUUGUGGCUGGAGUGGCGAGCACCUAAGAGGCGCAGGCACGGAGCGAGUGGCAGGACGGGCGGGGUUUCUCACACGCUGGACGACAUCAUGGCGAUGCUGGGGCAUCACACCGUUCAUUUCUUGUAUGCUGACCUGUUAGGUGCUGAGUGGCGGCUUUUUCAGAACUGGAUCGAGGCCGGGACUCUGCAGAACAUUCAUCAUCUGGUCGCCACUGUGCACCUGCACUGGGCGGGCUUUGAGGUGGGGGGCAGCGACGAGGAGGUGCUCCGCUACUGGUUCAGUGUGCUGCGGGGCCUCGAGGCCGCUGGACUCCACCUGGUUCACAGCUCCUCAGGAGAGGAUCACAGUGUCCUGAAACACACUGUAGAAAAUGCUCACAGCUCCUACACCCUCAGCUGGGUCAACACACGACACUGAUACUCAGAAAACGCUGUUAUGGAGGGAAACAAGCAAGACUAAGAAUGUUUUGCCUGAAAAUGAUGCAGUUUUGUGUAAAAAAUUUGCCUUUUUUUUUUUUACCACAAAUUUCUUCAUCCAACACCGCCCUCUAGUGGAAGUUAAUGGAUUUACAUUUUAAAAGUUUUUUCAUAUACAAUGGCUGAUGUUCUUUGUUCAGGUCAAAAUAAUGUGAUUCAAAGAAUAUAUUUUCUGCAAAGCUUGUAAUAAAAUACAGAACAGAAAUGUAUUUUUUGCUUGGCAUCCUGAGAUGACAUUUGUCUUGAGUUUGAGCUAUUUACAUAAACUGAAAUGACUGCCCUCUAUUUAAAUGCACAGCUAAUAAUUAUCUGGAAAAAGCUAAUUUGUUUGAACAAAUAAUCACAACCUCUUGUGGAAUAUUGUUUAACCAACAUUAUCCCAAAGAAAAUAUUUAAUAAAGCUUUAUUUUUCUGUA